UCUCUCUCUCUCUCUCUCUCUCUCUCUCUGUGUCUGAGGCUACAUUCACCAAACCCUCGCCGCUUCACGCGAAGAGGAGGACGACGAAGAAGGGGGCGAGGAGCGCGGCGGCGGAGCCAUGGGCGGCGGCGGCGAUCACCACGGAGGCGGAGGCCACGGCCACGGGCAUGGCCAUGGCGGAGAGGCGGGGGAUUUCAGGAAGAAGGUGUGGAGCAUGACGGGGGGGCCCUACUGCCGCCCCAAGCACUGGCGCCGUAACACGGCGAUCGCCAUGGCCGGGAUAUUCCUCAUCUGCGUCCCCAUCGCCAUGAAAUCUGCCGAGCUCGAGCAACGGCCGCAUCACCCGGUGCGGCCCAUCCCCUCGCAGCUCUGGUGCAAGAACUUUGGUAAGAACGAGUACUAAUUACGGCUUAAAUCGAGCCCGUAUUGUUUAUACUUUGCAUUGCGACACUAUCCUGGUGUAAACGCUCGUUUAUUUUUGUGUUAUGCGGGACUUAUGAACUGUAUAAGAAUAAUUUGGUCUUCCUUUUGGGGUUUCCAAAUAAAUUGUGGACAACGCUUUCUAGUGGAGAUUUUGUGCUGACAAAUCGGGCCGCGCAAUUUGAGAUGCUUUUUUGUUUACUUUUCUCGGUAUUUUUUUUCGGGAUGUUUCAGGACGAGCUUAGUGAAGCCGAAUGCUUGCUUAAUUUGUUUAUA
Messenger RNA from Ananas comosus (pineapple), 696 nucleotides. RefSeq lists its product as uncharacterized. NCBI's taxonomy places the organism in Eukaryota, Viridiplantae, Streptophyta, Magnoliopsida, Poales, Bromeliaceae. The coding region runs from base 119 to 403 and encodes 94 amino acids. The transcript has 2 exons. The record is from RefSeq and is a predicted model, not a curated record.